Emericellopsis atlantica is the source of this 1673-nucleotide messenger RNA. Its product is annotated as pseudouridine synthase. Gene Ontology annotation, cellular component: box H/ACA snoRNP complex. Gene Ontology annotation, molecular function: pseudouridine synthase activity; RNA binding. The transcript is spliced from 4 exons. Bases 1 to 1428 code for a protein of 475 amino acids. Gene Ontology annotation, biological process: snRNA pseudouridine synthesis; rRNA pseudouridine synthesis; box H/ACA sno(s)RNA 3'-end processing. NCBI's taxonomy places the organism in Eukaryota, Fungi, Ascomycota, Sordariomycetes, Hypocreales, Bionectriaceae. The record is from RefSeq and is a predicted model, not a curated record.
AUGACUAUGGAGGUUGUCAGGAAGGAGGAGGAGCAUGUUAUCAAGCCUCAGGCUGUGGCACCUGCCAUUGACACAAGCCAGUGGCCGCUACUCCUCAAGAACUACGAGAAGCUCUUGGUCCGCACCGGCCACUUCACUCCCAUCCCCAAUGGCUGCUCCCCAUUGAAGCGUGACAUCAAGUCCUACAUCAGCUCUGGUGUCAUCAACCUCGACAAGCCUUCGAACCCCUCCUCGCACGAAGUUGUCGCUUGGCUGAAGCGCAUGCUCCGUGUCGAGAAGACUGGCCACAGCGGUACCCUCGAUCCCAAGGUCACAGGCUGCCUGAUUGUCUGCAUUGACCGCGCCACCCGUCUCGUCAAGUCCCAGCAGGGCGCCGGAAAGGAGUAUGUCUGCGUCAUCCGCCUCCACGACAAGGUCCCCGGUGGCCAGGCGCAGUUCGCCAAGGCUCUUGAGUCGCUCACCGGUGCUCUGUUCCAGCGCCCGCCUCUGAUCUCCGCUGUCAAGCGUCAGCUCCGUAUCCGUACCAUCCACGAGAGCAAGCUCAUUGAGUUUGACAACGACCGCCACCUGGGUGUCUUCUGGGUCAGCUGCGAGGCUGGUACCUACAUCCGUACUCUCUGCGUGCACUUGGGUCUUCUGCUCGGUGUCGGCGCCCACAUGCAGGAGCUGCGCCGUGUCAGGAGUGGAGCCAUGGACGAGACCAAGCAGCUGGUUACGCUGCACGAUGUUUUGGAUGCUCAGUGGACCAUGGACAACACGCGCGAUGAGUCGUACCUGCGCAAGGUCAUCUCGCCCCUGGAGACUCUCCUGACCUCGUACAAGCGCCUGGUCGUCAAGGACAGCGCCGUCAACGCCGUCUGCUACGGUGCCAAGCUCAUGCUUCCCGGUCUUCUGCGCUACGAGGCCGAGAUUGAGCACCACGAGGAGGUUGUUCUCAUGACCACCAAGGGUGAGGCCAUCGCCCUGGGUAUCGCUCAGAUGUCGACCGUCGAGAUGACCACAUGCGACCACGGUGUUGUCGCCAAGGUCAAGCGCUGCAUCAUGGAGCGCGACCUGUACCCCCGCCGCUGGGGACUUGGCCCCGUCGCUACCGAGAAGAAGAAGCUCAAGGCCGACGGCAAGCUCGACAAGUUCGGCCGCCCCAACGAGUCGACCCCUGCCCAGUGGACCUCAGGAUACAAGGACUACGCUGCGCCUGCCGAUGGCGUCGCUGCUGCUGCUGCUGCCGCGGCCGCCCCUGUUGUCGAGGAGACCACUGUCACCAAGAUGGAGGUUGUGCCUGCUGAGGAUGCCGACGAGGGCAAGAAGAGGAAGAAGCACGACGGCGAGACAGCCGAGGAGAAGGCCGAGCGGAAACGCAGGAAGGCGGAGAAGAAGGCCGCCAAGGCUGCCAAGAAGUCCAAGGACGACGAUGAGGAUAGCGAUUAAGGGGCUGAUGGCUUGAAUAUCUUGUGACUUAUUGUCUCGCUGGAGCAGACGGUCACGAUCACGCGUCUUGUUGGCUGCAAAUGGUCGUUUGGGGUACUUCUUAGGGGUCUGUUCUUCUUGAUUGUUUGUGCUACGCUGUAUCACUACAAAAGUGUGGCUUUUUCUGGCACUCGGCGUUUUUGGCUCAGACAUUAUCGGCAAGGGUUUAUGAGUAGUUGAGGAUCACAAUCAAAGCAUGUGCAACA